Cylicostephanus goldi is the source of this 324-nucleotide messenger RNA. NCBI's taxonomy places the organism in Eukaryota, Metazoa, Nematoda, Chromadorea, Rhabditida, Strongylidae. The record is from the annotation of a GenBank genome assembly.
AUGCGAUAUUUUGAAUGUCGUGCUCUUUACCCCUCAUUCUAUAUUGAUUUGAGUGUUGUUGUGAGAAAUGGCUCCCGAGCAAGUGGGCUCGACUCUCCCCCACACGACUUCCCUCCUCCACCACCGCCGCUUGCUCUUGCAAGCUCUGCUCGAGCAGCACUUCCGUUACCGCCACCACCGCCGCCUCUACCACCACCGCCACCUCCACCCGAAGUGGACGCGGCCACAGCUUAUUCGGCAACCGUCCAUUCCUACGAUGUCGGAAGGAUCCCUUUCAUCGUUGAAAACAGUACAAGAGAACCUACCACUCCCUUCAACGACUGA